AUGGAUCCCGCGCCGAACGUGUCUAGUAACCCGUUUCACAAACCGCGCCCUAUCGAGUCGGAGUCCGCCGACAAGCUCGAGGCGCAGAAGGCCGACUACGAAGCCAAGCUCGCCGACAUGAGCAAAGUGUCCCAGGCCAACUUAGAGAACACUAUCAAGGACUACGAGGCCAAGCUCAGCGAAAAGGAGAAACUCCAAGAGAUCGAGAUCGAACGCGUGAGGGACUUCAUCAUGGGUGAUACUGGCGAGAUAAAGAAGAAAUCCGAGACCAAGCUCCACGACCUCGCCGAGAACUACGAGGCCAAGAUUGCUCACCUGGAGAACGAAUCGAAGUCCAAGCUCGAGAACACGAUCAAGCACUACGAGAUCUUGGUCAGGCAAGAGGAAAACCACGGCGAUUGGCUGCUCCAACAAAUGAGGAAGGGCCAUGAGACCGAAAUCGCCGAGAUCAAGAAGAAACACGCACUGGAGUUUGAAGCCGCGCAGAAGGACUACGAGUUCAACCUCAGCAAACUCAAUCAUGAUCACGCGAUUCCGGAACGUGCCUUCGAAGAGAAGACCUGGAGUCUUGCGGCGCUCCAAAAGACAGGGACCAAGGAAGCCAACUUCCUCAGCAAGUCCGCCGAGCCAAACGCUGAAGCGAAAGACGCAGGCCUGCUCGCUGUCAAGAAGGCGGACACCAACGACAAGAAGCCCGAGAUCGACGCGCUUAAAGGUACCAUCGACGCCCUCAAAGACACCGUCGGUAUACAGAUGGUGGCUGCAGAAGAUCUCCGCGAGACCGUCAAAGACCUUCGAGAGCGCAACGCAAAGCUCGAAGCAGAGCUUCAGAAGAAGUAG
Messenger RNA from Alternaria incomplexa, 840 nucleotides. RefSeq lists its product as uncharacterized. The coding region runs from base 1 to 840 and encodes 279 amino acids. Lineage: Eukaryota; Fungi; Ascomycota; Dothideomycetes; Pleosporales; Pleosporaceae. The transcript has a single exon. The record is from RefSeq and is a predicted model, not a curated record.